AUGCCGUAUACCGAGCCGCAUAGACACCUCGCCCACAAGUGGGCUACAACCUACAUCGCCCCCAACGCAAAGCGGAGACUGCUCCCCGCUUCGGAGACCGAGCUCGGAACUAUAGAGCAUCUCAUCCUCCUCGACCUCCUCGGUGCCAAGCAGCCCAUGAUUCGCUCCUCCUUCCUCGACACUGCAUGGCUCUUCGACCGGAUUGCGUCGGUCGAGCAGCGUCUUGCAGACAGCGGGGCGUUCACCUACGAGAGAAACGGUGUGAAGGUUGAGGAGAGUUUCAAGCCCUACUUCCUCCCACGUAACGCACGGCAAGCAUUCGGAGGCAUUGAAGACGACCACAUACCUUUCCUUCGGCUGGGCGUGAGUGUGCUGCACAUUAUCGCCAACCCUUUCCCGCGUGUGUGGCACACACUCAAGGACGAUGCGGACGCAUUGGACAUCCCGACCAUGCGACGCUGGAAUUUGAUCCUGCGCCACGCCGCGUCCGCGGAGGAGCUGCCCGUUUUCGAUCCUAUCGAGUCGUGA
Messenger RNA from Epithele typhae, 528 nucleotides. RefSeq lists its product as uncharacterized. Bases 1 to 528 code for a protein of 175 amino acids. NCBI's taxonomy places the organism in Eukaryota, Fungi, Basidiomycota, Agaricomycetes, Polyporales, Epitheliaceae. The record is from RefSeq and is a predicted model, not a curated record. Gene Ontology annotation, molecular function: glutaminyl-peptide cyclotransferase activity; zinc ion binding. The transcript is spliced from 4 exons.